CUCCCAACAACGCCUCGCUGGCACAUCCGAACUCCGCCACGUGGCCUUGGGCUUGAAUUCCAACCUAUUAUUAGGUUAAGGUGGAACUUAAAACUUGGAACAUGGCAGAGCGACGACGAGUGAAGAAGACCACACCGUUCAACAAGUAAUAACUGACAUCAUAAUCGUUGUCAUCGUCGAUUCAGAAGUAGAAUGAAGCAUAAUUUGUGUUUGUGAUUUGUGAAUUGUGAGUGGCGGAGAUGAAGGGAGAGACGGCGACGCUGGUGCUGGUGAACCUGGCGGGGAUAAUGGAGAGGGCGGAUGAGUCACUGCUUCCGGGAGUAUACAAGGAAGUGGGAGCUGCGCUUCACACCGACCCCACCGGCCUCGGUUCUCUCACUCUCUUUCGAUCCAUCGUUCAAUCCUCCUGCUACCCUAUCGCCGCCUACCUCGCCGUCCGCCACAACCGCGCACAUGUCAUCGCCCUGGGUGCUUUUCUCUGGGCUGCCGCCACCUUCCUUGUUGCAUUCUCCUCCACUUUCUUCCAGGUAGCUUUGUCACGAGCAUUUAAUGGAAUUGGCCUUGCGCUUGUAGCACCUGCAAUCCAGUCUCUUGUUGCUGACUCAACUGAUGACAGCAAUCGUNUAUGGUUAAGUGAACCUAAUACUCCAAAAUAA
Vigna umbellata (rice bean) is the source of this 656-nucleotide messenger RNA. The record is from RefSeq and is a predicted model, not a curated record. NCBI's taxonomy places the organism in Eukaryota, Viridiplantae, Streptophyta, Magnoliopsida, Fabales, Fabaceae.